This is a messenger RNA of Xiphias gladius (swordfish), 2117 nucleotides long. Its product is annotated as mitochondrial glycine transporter A-like. NCBI's taxonomy places the organism in Eukaryota, Metazoa, Chordata, Actinopteri, Istiophoriformes, Xiphiidae. Gene Ontology annotation, cellular component: mitochondrial inner membrane; mitochondrion. Gene Ontology annotation, molecular function: glycine transmembrane transporter activity. The record is from RefSeq and is a predicted model, not a curated record. Bases 483 to 1364 code for a protein of 293 amino acids. Gene Ontology annotation, biological process: glycine import into mitochondrion. The transcript is spliced from 8 exons.
CCGGUUUAACUUAUCAGUAGAAAGGACAGUUAUCAGUUGUUAUGUUACAGUGCAGAUCUCUGGUUACUAGCAAGGCUCAGGUUUGGCUGCACUCUGGUUAUUACAGUGUGAAGGAUUUACACCGACAUUUAAAUUCGUUGAGGUUUAUUUUUCGGGCCCUUGACGGAGAGAAAACUUCACUGCAACAAAAUAGUAAGGUGUGGACUGGCUGCCCUGUCAUAGGAAGAAGAAGACCGGCCUUUUACUGGAGACCUGUCAAGCAUCCCUUUGUGUUUUCUUCACCGUGUCCUAUAGUGUGUUCGUUUAAUGGCUUCAACCAUUUAAUAUCAAUCUCUGCAACAGUCUCCCCACACUGCAGGAAAUAUAAGGAAGCUAUAGAAGGUGUAAUUUGCAUUUGCAACAUUUCAGAGUGAAAGACUGACAAGGGGAGCAAAACGGAAGAUUUUGUGUUUUUCAAACCUUAAGCAUCAUCUUGAAGAACUAUGGAGCUGUUGCUGGCUCACCCAGCUAUCAAAGCCUUCAUGUGUGGCUCCCUUAGUGGGACCUGUUCCACUCUACUUUUCCAGCCUCUUGACCUGGUUAAGACCCGUCUGCAGACGCUGCAGAGUGGCAUGCAGCCUGGUUUAUCCGAAGCUUCCUCUUUCAGUUCGGGCAGAGUGGGGAUGGUGACAGUGCUCCUGAGCGUGGUGCGGACAGAGAGGCUGCUGGGACUGUGGAAAGGAGUAUCACCGUCCUUUGUUCGGACCAUCCCAGGUGUGGGCAUCUACUUCAGCACCUAUUACUCAUUGAAGCAGCACUUCUUCCAGGACAGCAGCCCAGGGGCCAUGGAGGCCGUGCUGCUGGGAGGUGGGGCCCGGACGGUGGCAGGGCUUUUCAUGCUGCCAGUCACUGUCAUCAAGACACGCUUUGAAUGUGGCAGGUACAGUUAUAGGAGUGUGGUUGGGGCUCUGCACAGUGUUUGUCAGACUGAGGGUCCUGCAGCUCUGUUCUCUGGCCUAAUGGCCACUCUCCUCAGAGAUGUUCCCUUCUCUGGUAUCUACGUCAUGUUCUACAGCCAGACCAAGGCCUCUUUGCCAACAGAAAUCAGCAGGUCUGCUUCAGCCCCCCUGGCUAACUUCAGCUGUGGGAUCCUGGCGGGUGUGUUGGCAUCCUUGAUCACUCAGCCUGCUGAUGUGGUCAAAACACACGUCCAAGUGAAUCCACAGCUGAGGACAGCAGAGGCUAUCAAACUUAUCUAUAUGGAACAUGGCCUCCAGGGCUUCUUCAGAGGGGCAGUUCCUCGGUCACUAAGGAGGACCAUGAUGGCCGCCAUGGCAUGGACAGUAUAUGAACAGAUGAUGGCCCACAUCGGACUGAAGUCCUGAAAGGGAACGUUGAUGAUAAGCCAGUGAAACAAAAAAGAGAUUAAAGUAAAGUCACUGAAUGGAGACAGUAAUGUGUGAAGAGGAAGGAACUGCUACAGUGGAGUUAAUCAUAAGAGUAUCAAAGGCUUUCAGUGACUUAAAAUAUUUCACCGUAACGAGAGAUGCUGACUGGUGAAAAAAGAAAGUGUACGCUUGUCUAAAUGACUGACAUGCACAUUACUGGGUUAUGGCUGAAGCUCAGGAAUCCAACUUUUGGCCUGUGCUAUAUAACUUUGGAGAAAAUAUUUGAAAAUAAUACUGAUAUGUUAUGAUGUUCUGAAUUGCACUACAAAUUUUUGAUCCAAAUGAGUAUUUGGACUCAAUCAUUAACUGAGAAUUUCCUUGCUUUAGAAAUGUGGUGGGCAUUCCUGUAUCUGUUUUUUCACAGUAUAUCCAUGUGAUUUCAAAAAGACUGCAAUGAUCAAGACAGUGUCCCAGAUACAGCUCAGACUUCUGUAAUGCACUUUAACCUCUGCAGUUCUGUCAUGGCACAGUUAGAAAAACCUGGAGAGGCUCUUAAAUACCUUUCCACUAAUACAAUGCUAUCUGUAUUCUGAUAUUUUUUGUAAAAUAAAAUGAAAUGUGCUUGUAAUAUUUACUCAGUACAUUCAUUGCCUUAAAAUGUAAUGAUUUUUUUUUUUUUAAAUAUUAUUUUAAAGUGUAUGUUAAUGCACAUGUAUUUUACCAUUGUUAAAGUAUGGAUGUUUAAUAAAA